Chelmon rostratus (copperband butterflyfish) is the source of this 1640-nucleotide messenger RNA. RefSeq lists its product as uncharacterized. Bases 113 to 811 code for a protein of 232 amino acids. The transcript has 2 exons. The record is from RefSeq and is a predicted model, not a curated record. NCBI's taxonomy places the organism in Eukaryota, Metazoa, Chordata, Actinopteri, Chaetodontiformes, Chaetodontidae.
UCGAUGCGAGAAAAUGCAUCGGUGGCUCUGAGAGGUUGUUAAAUUCCACGAUAAAUAGUGCGCUAUUUAAACAAAAAAACAACUUUUACUGCAAUGGUAGUGGUUUAACAGCAUGGAGGUAAUCGAGACAAUUGUGAUACAGAGUACUGAAGUGGAAGGAAAGGAAACGGUCGUGUCCAGUGUGGACACCGAUAAAACCAAAGCAGAAUUUAUAUGGACACUGCAGGCGACAUGGCACCUCGUCAACACUCGGCUUGAGAUGGAUCAGGCCUUUGACCAACCAGUGUGCAAGAAAAAGAAACUCUGGGAGAUGGUGGCAGAGAAAGUGAACGCCAAGCUGAGGGAAUCGGAGGUCACCGAUGUCACCGUGAAGGCAUACGAGUGUGACCUCAAGUGGAGAAACAUGCUGGCCACAUACAGGAAAAAUAGUGAGAGGGCCAAGAGGCUCGGCGUGGCCAGCGUCCACUGGGAGUUCUUCAAGGCCAUGCACGAGGUCCUGGGUAAGAGCAGGGAGGAGAUCGAAGCCCAGCGAAGGGCCAAGCUCAGUGGGACGAGGGUGGGAAAGGCCAUAGCCAGCAAGAGGUUUACCCCGAUCCUCCCUACACCUCCUGCAACAGCUGCUCCCUGCUCUGCCCGGCCUCCGCAGGAUGUCCUGCAGCUGUACAUGGAGCUGCAAGAGAGGAAGAUGAACAUGUGGGCCCAGCAGAAAGCCCUGGAGGAGAGGAAGAUAGAGGCCAUUAACAACCUGGCUCAGGCAAUCUCCAGCCUGGCUCAGAAAAACAGCACACUGACGUCAAAAGAUGGACAUUAGGCCUGAGGAGACAGGAAGUCGAUCUGAACUUCCAUGUGUUGUUUGCUCUUACCAAAAACUUUUAUGAUGCUGCACGAGGAAAACUGUUGAAGUUGGAGUUUUUUAUAUACGUUUUUUAGAUUGGUCAUUUUGGCACAUUUUUACUGUUAAAAAAAAAGGAGACACAGACAGGUGAAUUAUGGUUGGCUGUUGUUGGAGAGUAAAACCAACCAAACCAAACAAAAUUACUCAUAAAUAAGAUUAAUACAGGCAUCCUACCACCACUGCACCUAUCAUGAUAUCAAAUGCCAACAGCCUAUGCAACUGUGUUACAUGGGCCCUAAAUAUGAGACAAUGAUAAACAGGCUAACAUGAUUAUGAUCAUUUGUGAGGAGAAGUCAUAGUUAGACUUAAACUUGACAUUUUCAGUGAAAACAGUACAUAUAUGUAUACUGAUAAAUACUAUUCUUAAGGAGUAUCUACCAGUAUUCAGAGACACAACAAAUGCUUUUACUGUUAAGGUGGUGUCGGGCAGUUUGAACAACUUAACCAAAUAAUAUGUUCCAAUAAACAUUUCUGCAAUAAAUACUACCUUUGUUCACCCCUAUUUGCAUUUUUGGCAGUGAACAGAUUAGAAAUUUCGCUUUUGACUGUUUUAUUGUGAAAGUUUUACCGGAUAUAUUCAUAUGGUAUUACGUGUACCUUGGAGUCAUGAAGCUUACUGCCCUCCAGUGAUCACAGCGAGGCACUGCGUUUUUUUUACACCGAAGAGUUUUAAUACAAUCAAGAUGAAUAUCUAUAAACAACACAUUAUUAGUGUGGUAAUUACAGAUAACAGUCAUUAACUGUA